Messenger RNA from Schistosoma guineensis, 5240 nucleotides. Lineage: Eukaryota; Metazoa; Platyhelminthes; Trematoda; Strigeidida; Schistosomatidae. The record is from the annotation of a GenBank genome assembly.
UAAACGUUGACAUAAAGGAAUUGUUGCGUUACAUAUGUGCGAGAAUGAAGCUUUUGUACACGACAUUUGACGUAAUGGUAUCUGUUUCAGAAAUAAAAAAUCAAAUACUGGGUUAUAGGGUCAAUAAUAUAUACGAUGUGGACAAUAAAACAUAUCUUUUAAAACUUGCUAGCACGAAGUCUGACGACAAGGCGAUAUUGCUUUUAGAAUCUGGCUCACGCUUACAUAUUACUGAUUUUGACUGGCCUAAAAAUAUCAUGCCGUCAGGAUUUUCCAUGAAGCUGCGUAAACACAUACGAAACAAGAAGAUCGUUGAUAUCUCCCAAGUCGGAGCCGAUCGCGUUGUUGAUAUCCAGAUUGGUUAUGAGUCGUCUGCUUAUCAUUUGAUUGUGGAGUUGUACGAUCGGGGGAAUAUGCUUCUUACUGAUGAAUCAUUUACGAUCCUUCACUUGCUGCGUCCCCGAACUGAUAAAAAUCAGAAUAUUCGAUUUGCAGCCCACGAGAAGUAUCCUAUAACUUCCUGUCGUCAGAUCCUGGAAUGUUUUCGCGAAUUAAAAGACCAAAAAUCUUUAAAGGAUAUUGAGAAUUUCCUCACUCCAUUAUUCCAAUCAUCUAAGGGACCUUGGACUUCCAAUACAAAAACAUGUGACGACCCUUCCAUAAACAAAAGGUUAUCUUUGGAAUUACCUUAUGGCAGCGUCAUCAUAGAACACUGCAUGCGUAUAGCCGAAAACAAAGUUAAACAGAUGAAGCAUCAUAAAGAAGAUUUCCAGCUACAAUCCGAAAAAGAGGACUUGAUGGAGUUGUAUGUCAAACACUUCGCUGUGGCUUUGAGAGAUAUUUUACUAGAACCAUUCUUAUGUGACCGUCAAACGACUCCACAUGGUUAUAUAUUUGGGAAAUCCUAUCAAUCUUCGGACGAAGGUUUGCGAACUUAUGAAGAAUUUCACCCAUUCAUAUUCGAACAAUAUCGAGAUAAACCUCACUUAGUAUUUGAUAGUUUCAAUAAGGCAGUGGACGCAUACUUUUCAAAAAUUGAAAGUCAAAAAACAUUAGAACAAAUUUCACGAAAUGAACAAAAGGCUAGUAGAAAAGUUGAAAAUAUUAAAAAAGAUCAGGAACGGCGUUUAAUGUUACUAAAAACUGAACAAGAGUUAGAUAUGCAAAAGGCUUACCUGCUUGAAGCUAAUCGUCGGCUUGUUGACAAUAUUAUUAUCAUGAUCAAUCAUGCAUUAUCAAAUCAAAUAGACUGGAAAGAAUUAGCAUUAAUCGUUGAAGACGCAAAACAACGUGAUGAUCCACUUGCCUGUCAUAUUGUCGAGUUAAAAUUACAAACAAGUCAGGCUGUCAUACGUUUAAAAGAUCCUUUUGAAAGUUCAAGCGAUGUUAACGAAACCUUAAUGAAAUCAGGCAAGAAACAUGAAUAUACAGAAGUAGUUGUAGAUAUAGACGUCAAUGCUCUAACCAAUGCACGAAAAUAUUAUGAUAAGAAACGAGCUGCUAGUAAAAAAGAAGAAAAAACUAUCAGCGUUUCGCGCAAAGUUUUGAAAUCAGCCGUACACAAUGCUGAAAUGAAAAUGAAAACCGCUAAAACUGUUGCACAAAUUACAGAAGUUCGUAAACCAAUGUGGUUUGAAAAAUUCUUCUGGUUUAUCAGUUCAGAAAAUUACUUGGUCGUUGCUGGUCAUGAUUCACAACAAAAUGAAGUAUUGGUAAAACGUUACUUAAAACCGGGCGAUAUAUUUGUUCAUGCAGAUAUACAUGGUGCUAGCACUGUUAUAAUAAAGGCCCGACAUUUAACUUCUGAAGAGGUAGAUUCUUCAAAACAUCAGGACUUAUUGCAUCAACACAGUUUACCAUUACCCCCUCCAAAAACCUUGUUAGAAGCUGGAAAUAUGGCGGUAGUACUAAGUUCUGCAUGGCAAAGUCAUGUUCUAACAAGAGCUUGGUGGGUCCAUCAUGAUCAAGUUUCAAAAACAGCUCCAAGUGGUGAAUACCUUACAUCUGGUGCAUUUAUGAUACGUGGGAAGAAAAACUAUUUACCUCCAUGUCCCUUCGACUAUGGAUUUGGAAUUAUGUUUAAGGUAAAAGUUUACGUUUCUGUACUUAAAAUAGCUAGAAUAAAAAGACUUGUAGAACAAUAGGAAUUCAUUUUAUUCGAAGGGUGCCUACUAGAUUUACAGACGACUUUAACUUUUCAGCCAUAAGUAGGGUUGAACAUGAAAGUUUUUUGUAUUGUUAUCAUUAAAGUUGCAACGAUAGUUCAAAAAACGAAACACAAAAGUGACACUAUUGAAGUCGACACGAAUAUGUUUAUUUCUUUGUGAAAUGGCUGUUUUUAUAAAAUCAAGGUGUUUUGAGUCAGGAAUAAUAAUAAAUCUAAUUAUUACGUCGUAAAAUAGCAUAAUUAGAAUAAAACUAAUCCAAUACAUGAAAGACAAUAAAUUUAACCAUCCUAUUUUUUGAGGCGUUUCGACACUCAUGAAGAAGGUUUUCGUUUCAUCUAUGAUUCUCAUCAAUUCCUAUAUACAUAUACAGGGGAUUUAGCGUUCUGUUGGUAACUCGAAUUAAAACUCAUAACUGCUGGACAUGUGAAUUACUAUAUGGACUCAGUAGCUUAGUGGAUAACGCGAUGGCCUUUGAUGUGAAUGGUCCUGGAUUCUAGUCUUGAAGUGAACAUCAACUCUAGAAUCCAGGUAGGUACACCCAGUUAACAAGUUCCAAACAGGGCAAAACGUGCAUCCUAGAUUCCAUUGUUGGCCACAGUUCAUCUAUUCUCUAUCAAAAGUUUGUAGUCACUGUGGUUUUAUCCUUUAUAACUGUCAAGUAGUUUAAAUGGGCCAGAUAAAUUAUGCUUUGUUGCAACUCAUUGUAAUUCUUUUCUCCAUACGUUUUACGAUUUCAGUUACAUGAGGAUUCUAUAGCUAAACAUGAAGGAGAGCGUCGCAUCAUCAUCAUAGACACCCCAUCUUACGAAAUGCCCCUUAAUCAGUUCGAAUCAUUAACUAUCCAGAAUAAUGAAGAAACUACAGCAUUUCCUGAUGCUUUUCUUCAACUUGAUUUAGCAAAUGAUCUCCCAAGGUAUUCAAAAUGAGUGUGGCUGUUUUCGCUAAUCUGUUACGGUGUUCAAAUCUUAUAUUCUUACAAGCUAAGCUUAUUUCGUUACUAACAAUAUCUUCAGUGUUUAUCUUUUUUGGUAUUUAAAGUUAUUAUACUUUAUAUUGAUUGUUGCGUUUGAUCUUAAAUUUCUCAACUUUUGUUCCCACCUUCAAUUUUUCCUUGAGACAUAUUAUAAGUUCUCAUAUCAAAUUACUGUAUAUGCAUAAUCUACUCUUAAUGGGUAAAAACGCUUAUGGAUAACUCUCCGAAAUGACUUGGAGAAAGAAAACUAAAAGUGUUUGACAUGUGUUUUUCAUUUGACUAAGUGGGUACCAGCUCUUUAAGGAUUGACUUGUACAGUUGAUUAGUGUUGCACCAAGGACUAUGGUAGUUUGGUUUAACGUAGAAGAUUGAUCAAUGGUGGUAUUCUUUCGAUCAAUGUGAAAUUUCUGGUUGGAUGUCUUGUAAUGGUGGAAUCUGAGCGUUUUACUUACGUUUAAUUUGUCUCUUUAGAUUUCCCUUUGUAUGUGAUGUAUUUAAUGUCGGCCACAACUUGGUCAUGUAGUAUUCUUUGAUAGUCAAUCUAUCCAUGAUUCACUUAGUUGUCUACUUAAUCAUUAAAAAAUAGUUCUCGAUAUACAAAACUCUUAAACACUAAUAUUCCUUCAUGAAUUAAUCCGUCAAUUUUCUCGGUAAGCGGGUAGUCUGGCUCAUUUGCGACAUUAUUUGCUAUUACCCCAUGAUUAACACUUAUAACCUGGUACAUAAAUAUGUAUGUAGUUCCUGAUAGGUUGCUAGUAACUGGAAAAUUAGUUCAUUCUCAUAAACUUUUUAAUAAAUGAACUGAAAUCUUUUUACAUGUCACUACUUCUUAAAAUUUUAUUUUCUUUAAACCGUAUUUAAAAAUAACCUUGAUUGUUAUAUUUUGCUUCAGACAUAAAGAUCCUGAUGUAUCGGAGAUUUUAUCAGAAAAUCCUUUUAAAAAAGUUAGGACAAGAGGUCAAAAGGUUGAAAAAUCGAAACCAACCAAGAAAACAACAAAUUUAAAUAAAGAAACCAUUGAAGUAAACAAGAAACUCAAUGAGCCAUUACUACCAUCAACUGGUCAACCGGUUUUAAAACGUGGUCAGAAAGCUAAGCUAAAAAAAAUUAAACAAAAAUAUAACGAACAAGAUGACGAGGAAAGAAAUCUUCGUAUGAAAAUACUUCAGGGAGACGACGCCAAACCAAGUCAGUAUCACCAAAUUCUUGAACGUGAUCACUUGUCAAAUUUAAUUAAAGUCCCACAAUCUGUACGGGAUACUCAAGCUGUUCACAAUUCAGAUAGUAUACAAAAUAAUCAACCUGACUGUGAUAACAAUGAAUCAUUCAGUAAUUCAAGCAGUGAAAUUGACAAUCAUCCUGUCAAAUCAGAUGAAAGUGAAGAGGAUUUAAAAUCUUUAGAAGUUAAUGAUGUAAAAACUAAUGAUAAUGAUGAUGACGAAGAUAUGCCAGUUGAAUCGAAAGAUGAUUUAACUUCAUUGUUAAAUUCAUUGACUGGUCAGCCCAAUGAUGAUGAUUUACUAUUGUAUGCUAUUCCAGUCUGUGCUCCUUAUUCAGUUCUAUUAAAGUAUAAGUUCAGAGUAAAACUGAACCCAGGAACUACAAAGCGAGGAAAAGCAUCGAAAAUGGCGUUGUUUCAGUUUACAUCGGACAAAUCCACAAACAACAGAGAACGAGAAUUAAUACGUGCAAUGAAAGAUGAAGAAGUAUCGCGUAAUUUCCCAGGAUGUGUAAAGUUAACGUUACCUCAAGUUAAGCCCUCACGAAAAAAAUAAAACCUAUUUUCCUUUCACUUUAUGUUUUUUAAAGUCCAAUUGUGAUUUUUUGCUUAAACCCUAAUUGCUCCCUGAUAUUCUUAGCCAUACUGAACAGGAUCUUGCUUGUGACUACUAUUACUUUCCUCCUUGACUUCCAAGUGUUAUUCAAAAGUCUUACCAGAAAGCUUUCUUAUUUUCUGUAAAUGUAUGAACAUUUCCACUUGUAGUUACGUCUCUUCUAAUCAAGAAUAAAAAAUUGUUAAUCUUUUUGACGUUGGUUGUAACUGUAAUUUUGUCACAAACUAACUGACAAGCAAUCACGAAUAUAGAGAUUAGAAUCAU